This is a messenger RNA of Branchiostoma belcheri (Belcher's lancelet), 2661 nucleotides long. Its product is annotated as ubiquitin-like modifier-activating enzyme ATG7. Lineage: Eukaryota; Metazoa; Chordata; Leptocardii; Amphioxiformes; Branchiostomatidae. The record is from RefSeq and is a predicted model, not a curated record. Gene Ontology annotation, biological process: C-terminal protein lipidation; protein modification by small protein conjugation; piecemeal microautophagy of the nucleus. Gene Ontology annotation, cellular component: phagophore assembly site; cytoplasm. The transcript has 18 exons. Bases 101 to 2197 code for a protein of 698 amino acids. Gene Ontology annotation, molecular function: Atg8 activating enzyme activity; Atg12 activating enzyme activity.
GAUCAAGCUGCCAGAAGUAUCAAACGACAACUGUGUGCCGAAUUUCAACCUUUAUCGACCGCCGCCCAGCAGUACCCCGCCCCCCUCCCCAAGUGUCAGAAUGUCCGAGGGUAACGCCUCCCCCAUCCCGCUGCAGUUCGCCCCCUUCGGCAGCGCGCUGGACGCCGGCUUCUGGCACAAACUCACACAGAACAAGCUAGAAGUCUACAGGCUGGACGAUCGACCCAGGCCUAUCCAUGGCUUCUACUAUAACGGUGAUGCACCAGGCCUGCCCUGCAGGAUGAGCCUGGAGUUUAACGCUUUUGAUGAGAACUACAAGUCACCUCCAAGAUGUUGCCUAUCAUAUGGUACCCUGCAUAACAUGAACACCAUGGAGGCCUUCAAGGAAUCUGACAAGAAGGCUCUGAUAGAUGCCGUGGCACAGCAGAUCUGGUCAGACAUCACCAGUGGAGCUGCCCUACAGAACCCCUCCCUGUUGACUAGGUUUUUACUACUGACUUUUGCUGACCUGAAGAAGUACUAUUACUACUACUGGUUUGCCUUUCCUGCUCUGUGUUACCCUGACAACAUCACCAUGCCAACAGAACCUGUCACCAUCACGACAGCAUUUUCAGAAAAACAGAUCUCCAGUCUGCAGCAGUCCUAUGACAGCCUGUGUGAGGGAGGGCAGCAGGUCGCCUUCUUCCUGGUGAAGAGAGAAGGUGACGAGCUCACGGUUGGAAACCUCAGGGACUGGGAUGCUUUCUUUGGCAGCCAGAGGAAGGUGACAGUUGGGUUCUGUGACCCGUGUACUCUGGACAAACAUCCCGGCUGGCCUCUCAGGAACCUGCUGGCACUCAUAGCUUACAAGUGGAGUGAAAGAAUAGAUGAGCUAGAGAUUCUGUGUUUCCGAGACCGAGUGAGAGAAGGAGUGAGAGACUCGUCACACAGUCUAUUGUUGCAGGUCCACAUGCCUGCAGUGCAAAGUCCAACAGAGUGCCCAAAGUGUGUUGGAUGGGAGAAGAACCAAAAAGGCAAGCUCGGUCCCAGGAUGGUUAACCUGAGUGCCAGUAUGGACCCUACAAGACUAGCUGAGUCAGCUGUAGACUUGAACCUGAAGUUAAUGCGGUGGAGACUGCUGCCCUCGCUGGACCUGGACAGGAUCAGCAGCUUUAGAUGUCUGUUACUGGGGUCAGGAACUCUGGGCUGUAAUGUUGCAAGGUGCCUACUGGGUUGGGGAGUGCGUACCAUCACCCUGGUGGACAAUGCGAAGGUAUCGUACUCCAACCCUGUCCGCCAGUCUCUGUUUGAGUUUGAGGACUGCCUACAGGGAGGGAAGUCCAAGUCUGAGGCAGCUGCUGAGAAACUGAAGAGGAUAUUUCCUGGAGUGAAUGCGACAGGAGUGACCCUGUCCAUCCCCAUGCCCGGCCACCCAGUGGGCGAGUCUGUGGAGGCCGUGUCCCAGACCAGACAGGACGUGCAGCGGCUGGAGGAGCUGCUGGACUCCCAUGAUGCCGUGUUCCUGCUGAUGGACACCCGGGAGAGCAGGUGGCUGCCAACCGUCAUGGCCGCCAGCAGGGGGAAGCUGGUGAUCAAUGCAGCGCUUGGUUUUGACACGUACAUGGUGUGUCGACACGGGCUGAAGCGCCCCUUGUCUGACCAGGCGGAGGGAGGCAGCGACACGGACACGGCGCCCAUGCACAGCACCAUGGGAAGGGUCAUCCCAGGUCACAUGCUGGGGUGCUACUUCUGUAAUGAUGUGGUUGCACCUGGGAACUCGACCAGGGAUAGAACCCUGGACCAGCAGUGUACAGUGACCAGACCUGGUAUCUCCAUGGUGGCAGCAGCCAUGGCUGUGGAGCUACUGGUGUCCAUACUGCAGCAUCCAGAUGGUGGCCAUGCCUCUGCAGACACCACAGUGAAGGAUGACCACUUUUCAGCUGACUACACCUCACCACUGGGCCUGGUGCCACAUCAGUUGCGAGGGUUCCUGUCCAGGUUCCACACAGUCCUGCCUGCAAGCAUCAGGUUCAACAGAUGUACUGCCUGUUCUGAACUGGUCCUACAGAAAUACGAGAGUGAUGGUUUUGAGUUCCUGCUGGAGGCCUUCAACUCUCCGAGCUCGUACCUGGAGAACCUGACAGGCCUGACUCAGCUGCACCUGGAGACUCAGGAGGCAGAGAUCUGGGAGCUGAGUGACGAUGAAGACAUGAUGUAGAUAUAACGUUACUGUUUAUGUUAACAUAGACGUUGGAAAAAAAGACAUCAUAAUCACAGAUCUUGUCAUCAAUGAUAGGAAAGAAAGGAAUGUACAAGUUAGUCUAGUAGGAUACAUAGCCUGCUAUCUUCUAAAGGAAUAGAAAUAUGGUAUUCCAUAAAGUAUGAUACGAAUCUAUAUAAACACUGUUCAACAGUGAUAAAAAAGAAGGGCACACAUUCUGUCCUAGAUUAUCCUAGCAGUUACAUUCCAUGCUAAGGUACAAAAGUAAUUCUGGAAUUGUAACUGGUUUUAGAUAUGUAUAUAUAACUUUAUAUAAAGAGAUACAAAUGGUUAGUAAUUGUAAAGCUAAAUUAUUGGAGGGGGUCUAUAAAUUGUAUAAAGGAAGUCCCUUGACAAACAUGUACCUCUGCACCAUACCAGCGGGCAAGAGUUUCUGGAGGACUAGUCUUGCUACAACAUUA